ACACUGCAUCGCCAAACAAUUUCGUGCUGUUGUCCCCAUCGUAUCGCUUAUUAUUGUUGUUGUUCACCACAAAAGUCGCAAUAAAACGCUAAAAUUAAAAUCUUAGCCAAGCUGGAGAAGUGGAAGAGAACCCGUAAUUCCACAAAGAAGAUGGACCACCGUCACCAAAGCCCGGUGGCUGGUGGUGGAGCCGGAGCAAAUGCCUCCAGUUCAGGGACAGGAACAGUUGAUAAGCCAUCGAUACUGGAAGGUGUCAUGCAAAAUAUAUUCGAGGGACUUUCCGAUAAGGAUGAACAAGUGCGCCAAUCUAUGCAAAUGGCGAUUGUUAAGAUAUUGGAAACUCAUUCCGAAACAGCCAUUGGCAUACUUAACGAAUAUCGCCUUAAAAAUCCAAAGUUGAACGAGCAAGUUGUGUCCUUGUUGUUGGACUGCAUCAGGCGAGUUGUUGGCUCAGACGUUACUCUACCUAAAACGUCCCUGGAGAAAUUGAUUACAUUGGCUAUCGAGGAGUUAACAAGAAGCGCAGAGCAUGUGCCCCAUAUACAGAAUCCCGCUCAGCGUAUAUUGGUGGCCAUUGGAAGAAACAAUGAGGGAUGUGCCCUGGUCAUGGAUGCAUUGCAGGCGGCCAACGCCGAGAGUCAGGGUGUACCGCAUUUCAUGCUAAUGCAAUGCCUUGGCCAAUUGGCCAUGGGCAAUUCGGCUGGUGUAGUGCCACAUAUUAAGACAAUAUUAUCACAAUGUCUUCCGCAUUUGGGUGGCAUAAAGCAAGAUCACAUUAAGCAGGCUCACGCCUAUGCCAUUGGACGUUGCAGUGAGGCAUUAAUGGAAGAAGAGCAGCAACAAUCAGUUGAAUCCUCAUCCUGCUCCACAGAGAUAAGUGUGGCUUAUGAUGUACUCUUCAAUCAAUGGCUACAUUCCCGUGAACCCAAAGUCUGUGUGGAAAUAUUGCAAGCUUUGUCCAGUAUGUAUCCACUUUUGCCAAAGGAUCGCAUACAGGAUCAAGCUGGUCGUCUAGUGCCUCAAAUUUUGGCCCUAUACCGUCGCAGUGUGGAUCGCAAUGCAGUCACCCAGUUCCUAUGCUCUGUGCUUAAAACGAAUCUCUCGCUGCAUGCCCAAGUGCUGGAUGCCAAUAUAGAUGUCUUAGUCUCGAAUCUCUUCGAUUUGGUCUGCGUCUAUCCGGACUAUGAGAAACCCCAGACCGUAAAGGGACACUAUGAGGUGUUGCGUUGCUUUCACCUUUUGGCCGGUCAUUAUUCGAUCAAAAUCAUGGACACUGUUCUGAUACACUUGCGAAACAAUAGCGAAAGGGAGCGUAUUAAAUCGCUGCUCAUUCUCACCCAUUUGCUAAAUAGUUGCGCGGCAAACAUUGAAAGUCGUUUGCUGCAGUGCAUCGAAUGCCUAAAGCAGAUGAUUCUCAGCGAACGCAGCGUUAAAAUGAAGCUAACCCUGCUAAAGACAAUCGUGGCCUUGGCCCAGAAGUCACACAUCCGAGACAAGGAGUUUGUUUGGUUUGUUGUCCGCCAUAGCUGCAAAUAUCAGAAGAUUAACCAGGAGAUGGGCAGCCGUGAGGAGCAUGCCAAUUUGGUAUUGAGCUGUGAGAAUACUCUCUUUAUGCUCUCCUCCACAGUGGGAACUUUGGACGAACUGCUCAAGCGGGAGCUCUUGAAUUAUCUAAUUCUACUUGACUAUACAGAGAUCUGUGGAAAUUUGGCCAAAUGUUUGGCCAGUUUAUUUGCCAAAUCGCCGCAUAUUGAAUACGAAAUAGCUGGCGAAGAGACCAACGAAACGGCAGGUGGAGGAGCUGAAUCAUUACCAGCUGGGGCAGCUGGCGAUGAUCGUUCAAAUGGCGCUGGAAGUGUAGUGAAACGCGGCAAAGUUAUGGUGCCCACAUCAGAAACAAUCUAUGCCCGUUGUCUGGCUCUGUUGGGCAAUCAGCAGUGUAUUAAACGUUGCUCAAAUAUUCUUAGUUUCCUGCGCUAUUAUUAUCCCCAGCUGAAUCCGGCAUUGGAACAACUAUGGGAACGUCGUAUAUCUGACUUGAUGCUGCACAUUAAUCAGGAGAGUUCGUAUCGCCAGCAACUUCAUGACUUUAUCCUUAGUACCAAUGAAUUUUUGACCAAUCUUGACGAUGGUUUUGCCCAACGUUUGACCAUUAAGCUGGCAGAUCAAAUGUACUUGUAUCCCAUGCAAAUGCCACAUUCUGAAUGGCAUCUACCAGACCUAUCCGCCGAACGUGGCAUGUUGCUGCAAGCUUUAGCAUUGAGCCUCCUACAAGUAAACGAUGUGGCAUGCAUCCAUACGAAAAUUGAUUUAAUUGUUACCACAGCGCGGCAGGAGCGUUUGGAUAAGCAUGUAAAGAAUUCGGAAUAUGAGCAACGCAUAGAGCCCUGCGCUUUGGCUUUGGGCUAUAUAGCCCGUCAACAUUUAGGACAUUUGGUUAAGAAGCUCACCGAAUUGGCCCAAAUGGGAGGACGAAAGCAUUCGACUGGUUUCUUUAGCAAUUUACACUUUAUCAAGGACACGCACAAAGAGUUGGAGACAUAUAAAAGUAAUUUGCUGGUGAUCAAGGCCUUUGGCCGCAUAAUGGAUGAGGCAGAUCCAUUGCAGUCGGUGCCACAUCUCGAUGAUGACAUUAUAAUGACUUUCCUAAUGCAGCAGCUGGCCGGGCAUAAAGAUCAAACGAUUAUGAGCGCCAUACUGCAGACAUUGCUUAGCAUAUGCCAUCAAUUGAUUGUGACCAAGGAUGAACUGCCUGGCACACUAAAGCAGCGCAAAAAGAUUAUGGAAACUGUGUUCAGCAUACCAAUCGAGAUGCCCUUCAGUGAUCUUCCCCUGCUGCCGGUAAUACUGAAACUGGGAACAGACUUCAUACGCAUUGGGGCAUCCGAAAUGAAUGAUGACACUACACGAGACACUUCCGGCGGUGGCGACUGUGUGGAUGGUGGGGUUAUUUUUGAAAUUGCUUGCCGCAAUUUCUUUAGCUGUGCGCAGCAUCUGAAAAUGAAAUUUGAUUCCCAGGAAGAGGAUGAGCGUAAUAGUUUUUUGGCCAAACAUUUGAAUGAAUCGCUGCCACAAUUAAAUGCCCUCGUUAGGGUUAUAGUCGAACAGGAUGCAUCGCCUUCAACGCUCGAUUUAAUUAUUGGCAUUCUGGAGUCGUGGACACGCGAUAAGAACUCCGAGGUACGCAUUUGUGCCAGCCAUGUGUUCAAUAAUACACUCGAUGUCUAUAUCAAAUCGAUGCGAAUUGGCUGUGAAGCUCCCUCAAAAUUCAAUCAGACGGGGCAAAUGCUGGGCAAGAUAGUCCCACGUUGCAUUGACUCGAAUGGGACGGUGCGUCAGGUGUCGGUGGAUAUAUUGCAAAAGACCUUGGAAAUCGCCUGCGUUUAUGAGACAUUGACCAUAGCCAGCAUUGAUGCCAGCGCCGAUUGGCUCAAGGAGAUCGAGAUCAUCAAGGAGAACAUCAUAACGGAUGAUUCGAAACAAAUUUAUAAUCUAGCUGGGGACAUAGCAAAGGUGAUUGCUCAACGGAUCUCUAGUUUCCAGUAUUUGCAAUUCUGCAAGACGCUUCUACAAUCGCUACACGAUCCAGAGCAAAGUUCCACCAUUGGGGCCAGUGUGGUCUUAAAGUUUUUCAUUCAACAAAAGGGCUCGGAGCUCUUUCAUGCCAUACCCGAUCUGGUCAAGGACAGUUUGUUGGCCCUCCAGCAGUGUGAAGUGCCGCGGGCCAAGUCGGGUGUGCUCAAGGCAUUGGUUGCUCUUACCAAACAUCAUCCCAAAUUGGUUUGUGCCGAAAUGCUGAAUCAACCGCUGCCCCAUAAUGAUCAUUUGAUUGAAUAUUGGCAUCUUGUGUGCAGCGAUGCCGAAUUGACUGGCAUUGUGCUGGACAAUUUUCUGCAAUUGUUGAGCGGAGCGAGUCUGCAUGAGCAGCCAUCGCCAGAUGGCGUGGUCUCAGAUCGGCCACGUCUGGCUAGUGGACAGCCGUUUGCAAUAUUUUGUGCCCUUCAUGAGAUGGUGCCCUGCAAGGAUAUUAGGGAGCAACUGGAAAUGCGUUUUGCAGAUAUGUUUGCCAUUCUAUUGACCUCAUUGAGCAGCUAUACCAAUCUAAUUGCUCCAAUUCAUGUCUCCGCAUUGACCACCAGCCCCAGCCAGCAGCAGUCGAACAAAUCGAAAUUUGGUUUUACGCCAAACAAAGAGCUCAUCAAGAUCAAUCCUUGUCAAAUAGCAUUGGAAACGUUUCAGGCCUUUCUUACCAAUCUCGAAAUGGAUCAAAUAGCCGCUGUUUUUACUGUUAAUCCGCAACUGGCCAAUUGCACAGACUGGAAUGGUUUUAUUGAGCUGCUCACUCCCUUGGCUAUUGGUCUUGGCCAUCAGUUGCAGUUGUCAAGUCCACAGAUGCGUCAAUUGGUUAAUUCAUUGGGCAAAUAUAUUGCCUCUCUGCAUGAUGGCCAACGUGUGGCCGCUGUUGGCCUCUAUUCACGCCUGGUGCCGCUUAGACCAAAUGUGGAGCUGUCCAAUUGUAUUAUAAUGCAUCUAAAUGCGGCUCUUAGUGAUCCGAAUGCUGUUGUCCGUGGUCUAGCCAUUCAGGGCAUGGGCUAUGUGGGCCAACUGGGUGAACUUGAGGCGACACGUUACUCGGAAAUGGCCAUAGCCGCCCUCCUCAAAGGCGUAGACGAUACAGUCAGCGAUUGUCUCAUCAAUAUACCGCUGGAGAGCAUGCGCGGACUGUCCAGCAUUCUACAAGCUUUGCCCAGCGGACGUGUCGAAUCUUUUCAUGUGUCCCUGGCCAUUCGAAUACGCCCAUUCUUUGGCAAUUACUCACUGGAAAUGCGCGAAGCAGCCAUCAUUCUAUUCGGCGAUCUCUGCAAGGACAAGCAUGACGAUGGCAGCAGCUCACCCACCUCAUCCAUGGAGGCGCUACGCGAACAACUCUUUGCCAAUCUGUUUCCAUUGAUCCUUCAUCUCAGUGAGACAGACGCCCCAUCCAUUUGCAGUGCCUGUCGUGGCACAUUACAGCAUGUGUGUCGUCUACUCCAUGCUCCAAAAGUAAUAGAGAUGGCUCAACAACAGCUGGCCGAUGAGCACAUUCAAUUCAAUUUUUCCACGUUUGUGGUGGAUUUUGUUAAAAUUAUUGCUUUGGAGUUAAGUGAUCAUAUUCAGGAUUUUAUUGACUCCUGUAUGCCAAAGUUACGUAGUCAAUGGCCCGAGGUUCGUAGCAGUGCCGCCAUAGUUAUAGGCAUUCUUCACAAUUUUCUGGUUGAGCGAAAUAAUCAAACAGAAUCUGUUGCUACCAAAAUUUCAGUACUGCUCAAGGACGAGCAUCCGACUGUACGUGCUCGGGCUGCAACUGCAUUGGGUUACUUCUUUGGUGACAUUUAAAAAAUUUCAAAACCAAAUUGGAGCCCGGAGCAAGGGGACCAAACAAUAUUAUUGAAUAUUCAAAAAGAAAGAAAAAAAAAACAAAAAUAGGGCUUUAGUUAGUAUUGUGUUGAAUGGAUAUAUGUUUCCAUUAUAAUGUAUGUUAUAUAUAUAUAUAUAUAUAUUGUAGUAUUUUCUCCAAGUGUGAUCCCGCCUACGCGUAAUUUGGCGUAGCCUAUAUAAUCAUAUAUUCCUUGUUCUAUUAUUAUUAUUAUUAUUGUAUGUUUGAUAUUUUAUUAACUGUUUUGUUUUGUUAUACUUGUGUGUUUAAGAAGAGCAUAAUGUAAUCAAUUCAUUUGUAAUACAAAUAACACUCUAUUCUAUAUAAACAAAUAUUCCCGUAGAUGUUUUGAGGAAAUACAGUCUGUGGGAGAGAGAGAGUAGAACAUAUUUCUCAAUUAGACAGAGAAAUGUGUAAGUAGAAUAAAGACUAUCGUUUUACGUAUUUGAUUUACAAUCCCAAAAUUAUAUAAAAUAUUCUCCAAUUGUGGAGUAAAAGUCAAUAUAUGUAUACCAAAGUCAAUAAUGUUCAACCACAAAAUCUUCAUAAAAUAAACAAAUAGGAUUUGGACGACGUGAGUUCGCAAAAAGUCAAUUAAAAUCCAAAUCUUAAUACAGUCUCUCUGACUCUCUCCCUCGUUAGUAAUGUUUCCAAAAUGUUACAUUAGACAAUUCUUUUCUUUGUAUGUAACAUCGCUUUUUAUUCUUACAAAACAAGAGAAACCAAUUAAAAAUGA
Drosophila willistoni is the source of this 6152-nucleotide messenger RNA. It is a transcript of the gene c11.1, whose product is annotated as maestro heat-like repeat-containing protein family member 1. Lineage: Eukaryota; Metazoa; Arthropoda; Insecta; Diptera; Drosophilidae. The coding region runs from base 151 to 5376 and encodes 1741 amino acids. The transcript is spliced from 6 exons. Gene Ontology annotation, cellular component: cytoplasm. The record is from RefSeq and is a predicted model, not a curated record.